Molecule: messenger RNA, 489 nt
Organism: Chara braunii
Lineage: Eukaryota; Viridiplantae; Streptophyta; Charophyceae; Charales; Characeae
Source: the annotation of a GenBank genome assembly
GCUGAAGCUCCAAGCGGGCCGUUCUAGGUAAGCAGAACUGUCGAUGCGGGAUGAACCUAAACUCGAGCUACAGUGCCAAACUGGGUGCUAACCCGGACACCACAAAGGGUGUUGAUGAUGAUGAGGAGGAGGAGGAGGAAGAGGAGGAGAGGGAGGAGGAGGAGAGGGAGGAGGAAGGGGAGGAGGAUGAGGAGGAGGACAGGCGGAGGAGGAGGAAGGGGAGGAGGACAGGCGGAGGAGGCGGAGGAGGCGGAGGUGGAGGAGGGGAGGAGGAAGGCAGGCGGAGGACGACGAAGUCAUGCAGAAAAAGAGGAGGAAGGCAGGCGGAGGACGACGAAGUUAUGCAGAAAAAGAGGAGGAAGGCAGGCGGAGGACGACGAAGUUAUGCAGAAAAAAACUAUGUUAGGCAGUGGCGAUUGUGAGCUCAGGGGAGAAGAAGGCGAAGUGGGAGCGAGGCGGAGGUUCUGGCAAUGAAGAGGAGGAAAGCCC